AGGCACAAGGUCUCACCCCCACCCCCAGUGCUGAGCGGGUGGGGGGUUGGUGCAGCUGGGAUCCAGAGACGUGACAGUCUUCAGCGGGCGGCUGCUCAAGCUGGCGGCCUGAUAAACAAGUGAAUUUCCGGUGACAGGUCCAACACAUUUCCAGCCAGCUCCAUUAUGGCGACCUGCAGCUCCAGCAUUGUGAUUAGUGAUGAUGAACCAGGUUAUGACCUGGAUUUAUUCUGUAUACCUAAUCAUUAUGCAGAGGAUUUGGAAAAGGUGUUUAUCCCUCAUGGACUGAUUAUGGACAGAACCGAACGGCUUGCUCGAGACGUGAUGCACGUGAUGGGAGGCCAUCACAUCGUGGCCCUCUGUGUGCUGAAGGGGGGCUAUAAGUUCUUUGCAGACCUACUGGACUACAUCAAAGUACUGAACAGAAAUAGUGACAGGUCCAUUCCUAUGACUGUAGAUUUCAUCCGACUGAAGAGCUACUGUAAUGACCAGUCAACAGGCGACAUAAAAGUGAUUGGUGGAGAUGAUCUCUCAACUCUGACUGGAAAGAAUGUCUUGAUUGUGGAAGAUAUCAUUGACACCGGCAAAACGAUGCAAGCCUUGCUUUCCCUGGUCAAGCGGCAUAAUCCAAAGAUGGUCAAGGUUGCCAGCUUGCUUGUGAAAAGGACCCCUCGAAGUGUUGGCUAUAGACCGGACUUUGUUGGAUUUGAAAUUCCAGACAAGUUUGUUGUGGGAUAUGCCCUUGACUACAAUGAACACUUCAGGGAUUUGAAUCAUGUUUGUGUCAUUAGUGAAACUGGAAAAGCAAAAUACAAAGCCUAAGAUGAGAGUUCAGUUGAAUUUGGAAACAGCUAAUGUCCCAUUGAUAUCACCAGUAAAAUUAUCAAAUGUUCUAGUUCUGUGACCAGCUCCUUAGUAGAGUUUAUUAUUGCAUGUAUCUUCUAAGAAUUGUAUCUAUUUUGUAUUUUAGAAAUAUUAGUUACUGCAUUCCUGAACUCUUUAUUUGCACUAUGAGCCUGUAAACUCAUUUCCCUUUGGGUAAAUUGUUGUUUGACUCAUGAAUAAAAAAAAUCUCUUAAACUGUA
Bubalus bubalis (water buffalo) is the source of this 1085-nucleotide messenger RNA. RefSeq names its product hypoxanthine-guanine phosphoribosyltransferase-like. Gene Ontology annotation, molecular function: hypoxanthine phosphoribosyltransferase activity; magnesium ion binding. The transcript has 2 exons. NCBI's taxonomy places the organism in Eukaryota, Metazoa, Chordata, Mammalia, Artiodactyla, Bovidae. The record is from RefSeq and is a predicted model, not a curated record. Gene Ontology annotation, biological process: guanine salvage; purine ribonucleoside salvage; hypoxanthine metabolic process. The coding region runs from base 166 to 822 and encodes 218 amino acids.